AUGGACCCCCUCAACUCCUGCGAAGCAGGAGCAACCAGGGUCUGGGGCGGAGCCCCAGCCGCCGGAGGCACACCCCACCAGAAGCUAACGUAUCGCAGGGCCUUUUCCACCUCGAAGCAGGCAUCCAACUACUCGCAGACCAUCAACAACCUCAAGAUCAACUCGGAGACCAAGGUGUUGUUCCAGGGUUUCACCGGUAAGCAGGGCACUUUCCACGCCCAACAGGCUCUUGACUACGGUACCAAGAUUGUCGGUGGUACCAAUCCUAAGAAGGCCGGUCAGACUCAUUUGGGUCUUCCUAUUUUCGGCACUCUUGCUGAGGGUAUUAAGGAGACUGGCGCCAGUGCUUCGGCUAUUUUUGUCCCUCCUUCGGCUGCUGCUGCUGGUAUUAUGGAGGCCAUUGAGGCCGAGAUUCCUCUUGUUGUUUGUAUCACCGAGGGUAUUCCUCAACACGAUAUGGUCAAGGUCGUUGAUGCUUUAAAGACCCAGAGCAAGACCAGAUUAGUCGGACCCAACUGUCCUGGUAUCAUUGCUCCUGAUCAAUGUAAGAUCGGUAUCAUGCCUUCUUCUAUCCACAAGCGUGGUAGAAUCGGUAUUGUCUCUCGUUCCGGUACUCUUACCUACGAGGCUGUCAACCAAACCACUAAUGUCGGUCUUGGUCAAUCUCUUGUCAUUGGUAUUGGUGGUGAUCCAUUCUCCGGUACCAAUUUCAUUGAUGCUCUUAAGGUAUUCUUGGAAGACGAGCAAACCGACGGUAUCAUCAUGAUCGGAGAGAUCGGUGGUUCUGCCGAGGAAGACGCUGCCGAGUUCCUUAAGGAAUUCAACCAAACCCGAGCCCAACCCAAGCCCGUGUGCUCGUUCAUUGCCGGUAUCUCUGCUCCUCCCGGCCGUCGUAUGGGCCACGCCGGAGCCAUCAUCUCCGGCGGCAAGGGUGGUGCCGAGUCCAAGAUCAAGGCUCUCGAGGCCGCCGGUGUCGCUGUCGAGCGUUCUCCCGCCAGACUCGGUAAGACCCUCUACGACCAAUUCGUCAAGAACGAUCUCUUGUAA
Molecule: messenger RNA, 1047 nt
Organism: Sugiyamaella lignohabitans
Lineage: Eukaryota; Fungi; Ascomycota; Dipodascomycetes; Dipodascales; Trichomonascaceae
Gene: LSC1
Product: succinate--CoA ligase (GDP-forming) subunit alpha
Exons: 1
Coding region: 1-1047 (348 amino acids)
Biological process (GO): tricarboxylic acid cycle
Cellular component (GO): succinate-CoA ligase complex (ADP-forming); mitochondrion
Molecular function (GO): succinate-CoA ligase (ADP-forming) activity; succinate-CoA ligase (GDP-forming) activity
Source: RefSeq, a predicted model, not a curated record